Molecule: messenger RNA, 2448 nt
Organism: Cutaneotrichosporon oleaginosum
Lineage: Eukaryota; Fungi; Basidiomycota; Tremellomycetes; Trichosporonales; Trichosporonaceae
Biological process (GO): glutamyl-tRNA aminoacylation; translation
Cellular component (GO): methionyl glutamyl tRNA synthetase complex; cytosol; cytoplasm
Molecular function (GO): ATP binding; glutamate-tRNA ligase activity
Source: RefSeq, a predicted model, not a curated record
CAGCGACGUUGUCAUCAACAAAAGCUCUGGGAAAGCCCUCUAGAGCACUUGACACCAUGUCCAUCUCGAUCCCCAUCACCCCCGUUCCGUUCUUCAACCUCGCCGCCCCGGCCACCUACCAGGGCAUCGAGGUCGAGUGGGUCCUCGACCCCACUGCCCAGCCCAAGUUCGACGGCUCGUCUGACAUUGACACUAUCACGGCCAAGCUCGAGGCCAACUCGCCCCGCGAUGGACCUGCUCUGCCCGAGCUUCCCGUCAAGUUCCACCGCGACACUCCUUUCCCCGACGUCGCGAAAAUUCUUGAUGCACUCGACGACUUCCUCGCCUACCGCACCUACUUUGGUGGCGCGCAGGUUGGCUACAACGAUGCCCUGCUGUGGGGCUUGAUCCGCUCAAACAAGUCGGCAGCAGGCUCGGUUAAGAUCCCCGGACGCCCCCACCUUGCCCGCUGGUACACGCAGUAUGAGACUACCGCACUUCCCAAGGGCAUCGCCGAGUCCUUCAACAAGGCCCGCUCCGACAUGGACAAGGGCAAGAAGGUCAAGCGCCAGGAGGUCAUCGAGGCUGAGCUUCCCAACGCCGUUGAGGGCAAGGUCGUUGUCCGCUUCGCCCCGGAGCCCUCUGGGUACCUUCACAUCGGCCACCUCAAGGCCGCAAUCCUCAACCGCUUCUUCGCCGACAAGUACAAGGGCAAGUACAUCCUUCGUUUUGACGACACGAACCCUUCUAAGGAGGAGGGAGAGUUCGAGGACGCGAUCAAGGAGGACCUUGCCAUGAUCGAGGUCGACUUCGACAAGGUUGUUCACACCUCGGACCACUUUGACAAGAUCCGCGAGUACACUGUCCAGCUCAUCAAGCAGGGCGACGCGUUCAUGGACAACACCGAUGCCGAGACUGUCAAGGAGCAGCGCCGGGCUGUUAUUGCCUCGAAAAACCGUGAUCUUUCGAUCGAGGAGAACCUCAAGCUCUUCCAGGACAUGUGCGACGGCAAGGCGCCCGAAUGGUCGCUCCGCGCUAAGAUCGACUACACGCACAAGAACGGCGUGAUGCGCGACCCGGUCAUCUACCGCGCCGUUGAGGGUUCGCACCACAUUACUGGUACCAAGUACAAGGCGUACCCCAUGUACGACCUCGCGUGCCCGGUUAUCGACCACAUUGACGGUGUGACUCAUGCCCUCCGUGCCAACGAGUACGCGGCGCGCCACGAGCAGUACGAGUGGUUCAUCAAGAAGCUGGGCUUCCCUCACAUUGAGAUCUUUGACUUCUCGCGUAUCGACUUUGUUUACACUGUUCUCUCGAAGCGCAAGCUCAAGUACCUCGUCGAGCGCGGCGUCGUCUCGGGCUGGGCUGACCCGCGCUUCCCCACCGUCCGCGGCAUUCGCUCGCGCGGCAUGACCGUCAAGGGCCUCAAGGAGUACAUUAUUGGCCAGGGCGCGUCGCAGCAGCUCCUCCUGCUUGAGUGGGACGGUAUCUGGACCGUCAACAAGCGUGUCAUCGACCCCAUCGCACCCCGCUACUGGGCCAUAGCGGAGGACAAGAUGGUCCCCGUCAAGGUCGAGGGACGGGACUCGGACGCUGAGACCGUUGAGAAGAAGCCGCUGCACAAGAAGAACCCCGAUGUUGGCGAGAAGGACCUCGUGUUCUCCUCUAACCUGAUCAUGGAGCAGGAGGACGCCAAAUCGUUCGGCGACAACGAGGAGAUCACGGCUAUGGACUGGGGAAAUGCCUUCGUUGCUGAGAAGAAGAUCAACGACGCCGGCGAUGUCGAGGCCGUCACCCUCAAGCUUCAUCUCGAGGGCGACUUCAAGAAGACGUCCAAGAAAGUCACGUGGCUUGCUGCGCCGACCAAGGCUCACCCCCUCGUCCCCGUCGUCCUCAUUGAGUAUGACUACCUCAUCACCAAGAAGAAGAUGGAGGAGGACGACGACCUCGCCAACAUUGUCAACCCCAAGACAGAGUACCGCACGCCCGCGCUCGCGUCGGCCGAGGUUGCCAACCUCAAGAAGUGGGACAUCAUCCAGUUCGAGCGCAAGGGCUUCUACAUCUGCCAGGGCACCAAGGAUGCCGAGGGCCGCAUGGAGUUCGGCUUCAUCCCCGACGGCCGUCUCGCCACCAUUACUCUCAAGGCUGCACCUGCUGCUGGGACACCCAAGGCUGCCGGUGGCUCGAAGGGCUCGUGGGGCAAGCCGGGCACCAAGAAGACUGCUCCUGCUGCCGUCGAGGGCACCAAGGUCAACCUCUCGGAGGCCACCUCGGGCUUUGAGAUCCCUGUGAAGACGAGCAUGUUCGAGUCGGAGCGCAUCUACGGCAAGGAGGGCGUCAAGGUCGAGCCCAAGGUGAACAUGUUCGCCUCCAAGCCCAUCUACGAGAACUAGGAUGCUGUUGGCAGUGGAAUGUACUAGAGAUGCCAUGAUAUGAUUACUAUGCUACAGUCUAUAGCUUGCGGCA